AUUUAUAUUUUGAAUUUUCAGAAAAAAACACAAAAAAUGAAUCAACCAUCUUCACUGGGACUCACAGAUUCUCGCCCGAAAACUAAUGUUCGGCUAACUAUUUCUGCAAGUAACCUUAUGGACCUUGACGUGUUCUCAAAAAGUGAUCCAAUUUGUAUAAUCUACGAAAAGACAAGUGGAAGAAAAGCCACAACGACAGAUCCAAUUGCUGUGGUCACGUGGCAAGACCGUCAGUGGACUGAACGAGGACGAACUGAAAUUAUAUGGAAUGACUUGAAUCCACAGUUCAAAACGACUUUUCUGAUUCCAUAUUUUUUCGAAGAAACUCAACUUUUCCGCUUUGAGCUAUAUGAUGUGGAUAGUCCAAAAGUUGGUGCCGAUAUGUCUGGACACGACUUUUUGGGGCGAUUCGAAUGUGUGCUCGCCCAGAUUGUGAGCUACUCAACACUAAGAGCACAUCUUGGAGGAAAGCAUAGUAUUGGAGCUCAAUGGAAGAACAAAGAUAAAGUUUCAAAGAAUGGCUCAAUAACUAUCCGCGCGGAAGAAGACGAGAAAAAUGAAAAGAUUCAAUUUGAUGUUUGUGGUGAAAAACUUGAUAGAAAAGAUUUCUUUGGAAAAUCUGAUCCAUAUCUGAACUUCAAGAGAAGAUUUGAUGAUGGUAGUUCACAUAUGAUUCAUCAAACAGAAGUUAAACCAAAAACCUUGAAUCCACGGUGGUCAACAGUAUUGAUUAGUACACAGGCAUUAUGUGGAAAGAAUAUGGAUAGACCAAUCAUUAUCGAGUGCUAUGAUCAUGAAAAAUUUAAGAAACAAGAUGAUAUUAUUGGAACUGCACAAACUACAUUGAACACAUUGAUUGAACAGGCUGGAGGUGGAGAAUCUACUCAAAUUCCGCUGAUUAAUGAAAAAAAGAAGUUAAAGAAAGGUGCCAAAUACAAGAAUUCUGGAAUGCUGAAAAUUUGGAAUGCCAAACUUGUUUUGGAGCCCACUUUUCUCGAUUUUAUCGCAGGAGGAACUCAACUUGAUUUCGCAGUAGCAGUUGACUUUACUGCUUCUAAUGGAAAUCCCCGAACACCUGGAUCUUUGCAUUACAUGGCUACCGGAAUACCAAAUCAAUACGAAAUUGCACUUCGAUCCGUAUUAACCAUCUGCCAACAUUAUAACUCUUCGAAAACAUUUGAAGCUUAUGGUUUUGGAGCAAAGCUGCCUAACCAUCAAACAGUUUCCGCAGUUUUUCCAUUGGAUCUCAAUCGACAAAGUUCAUCAGUUGUUGGAAUAAAUGGAGUGAUGAAUGCAUAUCGACAUGCUCUUCAAAAUGUCACACUUUACGGACCAACUAAUUUUUCACCGAUUAUAGUGGAAGUCGCAAAUAAAGCACAAAAAAUGAUGAAGACUACUGCAAGAUAUCAAAUCUUGCUCAUUAUCACUGAUGGUAUCAUAUCAGAUAUGUACGCUACAAUCAACACAGUUAUUAAUGCGUCCGGGCUUCCACUUUCAAUUAUAAUUAUCGGUGUUGGAAAUGAGGAUUUUGAACGAAUGCAUGAAUUGGAUAGUGAUGACGCACUUCUUCAACAAGAUUCAAGAAUCGCUGAAAGAGAUAUUGUACAAUUUGUGACAAUGCGUGAUUUCUUGGGAAAUCAAUCUGGUGGCUACCUGAAUACAGACACCAUUAUGGAAAAUCUGGCUCGUGAAGUUCUUUAUGAAGUUCCUGAUCAAUUAACGGGAUAUAUGAAGCGACGAGGUUUCACUCCAAAGUCUCGUGACGAUCCAUGGCAAAGAGACUCUCCGCCAGACGAAUAUGAUCCUAUCAUGGAUAAUAUUCUUUCUUCAACUCAAGCAUCUUCACCAACUGGAGUUUAUCCAACGAUCCAACACUUACAAGCUACGGCGCCACCCAUAAAUUCAUAUGUAUAGCAUUUAAUUAUUAUUAUUAACUUAAUUAUUAAAUUGAACGAAAAAAGAGUAAAUAUUUGUUGAUUUGUUUGUAAGAAAUUGAAUAAAGUUUGAACGGGUUU
Caenorhabditis elegans is the source of this 2015-nucleotide messenger RNA. It is a transcript of the gene gem-4, whose product is annotated as Nicotinic receptor-associated protein 1. The transcript is spliced from 8 exons. Bases 37 to 1914 code for a protein of 625 amino acids. The record is from RefSeq and is marked reviewed. Lineage: Eukaryota; Metazoa; Nematoda; Chromadorea; Rhabditida; Rhabditidae. Gene Ontology annotation, molecular function: calcium-dependent phospholipid binding. Gene Ontology annotation, cellular component: plasma membrane.